AUGCACCGAGGCAGGAGUUCCAGGCCCGCGCUCCAUGCCGGAGCUAUUCUGGGAGUGGUUGUAGGAACGCAGCUGCUGCAGUCCCUGUGGUCCAUACAGUCUUGGGUCCCCCAUGCGCGUCCAGCGAGAUCACCACCCAGACCAUCCAGACCGCUGCAUGCGCUGAGCAAAGAGUCGAAGGCGAGCAGGGCCAUUGAUAGGGAGGAGGCCUGGCUUUCAUUUAGCAACAGUGUCGACAUUCAGGGCGCUUCUGCCUCGGAAGCUUACGAGAUCUACGCGCACCUGCCGAAUCAUCCUGAGUGGUCAUCUCUGCUCUCCGAAGUGGAGGUGGAGGACAAUAGUCUGUCAAGCACUUGGUCCUUACAAGCCCUCGGCUUCAGUUUCUCCUGGACGGCCGACAUCACAAGGCAAAUCCCUUCGAAGCUCAUUGGCUGGGAGAGCACGAGCGGCAUGAAGAACGCCGGCGUCGCGAAGUUCCAGGACCUGCCUAGGUUCAGUGGAGGCCCUGCUUGUCGCGUGACGGUGGAGAUGAGCCUCAAGACCCCUUCCCUCCUUCGACGGGUCUUCCAAUCCCGACGCUUGAACGCCAUGGCAGAGAGCGCCAUUGGGAAGGACCUGGCUACCUUCAGAGAAGUGGUGCUUGCCCGGAAGGCGGCCUCCCACGCUUGUGCUGUGCUAGAGAGGCCGACAGUGAAUUCGACGUAUAAGGACCACCUGGGCAGGUGUGAGCUUCUGGUUUGGCAAGAUGGGCGUCUGGAAGUGGAGCUACACGGCCUGGGCACCUCCGACAACACUAGGAAGCUCCUGGAGGAAAUGAGCAUGGCCAUCAAGGAAUUCGGGGACUCGGUACACUGUACUGCGCUCAUCGACAUGACGCGGGGAGUCGGAUGCUCACCGCUGGCUGUCCCCAGCAUCGUGAGCUUCUGCCAAAAGGAUGGUGGGCGAGUAUUUCACACCGCUAUCCUGGGACCGAGACCCCUCAUGGCUCUGGCGCAGAUGAUCGCCCGCGUGGCCAAGCAGAGUGGUGUGGCCUUCUUCUUUGACCGCCAGGCACAAGCAAUGGCCCGACAGCUGAAAGUAGCCUAUGACUGGUACUUGGAGAUUCGUUCGAACAUUGCAGAUCCGAUAUCAUCUGUCCAGUUUUCAGUUUUCUUGAUACCGGAGGCGGACGAUUUGGUGUUCAAUCGGGUUGCAUUUAUGAGGGCGGCUGCCUCGUUUGGCACCGGACAGGGGCUCGGCAUGAUCUGUGUUGUCGAGAGUGACCGCGCUUGCAUGUGCCGUGACACUAUCAUUGGCGGUAGCUGCCCGGUCUUUCGCAGCUCACCCGACCAAUUUGACGAUGGAAGGGCCUCCAGGGCCUCGUGUGUGGUGCUCCUGCGGCAUGGGGAGCGUGAGGAUUACAUGGCCGAGAAGGCCGGCAGAGGUGCAGAGUGGAUCGCUGCCGCGGCCCGGCCCUGGGAUCCGCCGCUAGCAGCCAAUGGCCGGCAGCAGGCAGAAGCGGCAGCUGCACGUCUCCGGAAGGUACUUGAGUCGGCAGGGCUGCCGAUGCCAACUCAGAUCUUCUGCUCGCCGCUGGUACGUUGCGUCGAGACCGCUGACUUUGUUGCGAAAGAGUUCGGCGUGAACUCCCUGUAUGUUGAGAAUGGCUUGGCCGAGUCUGUCUAUGAGGCCUGGAUGAGGCAGUGGGCGGUGCCGGGCGCCAACUCCAAGUGGGGCGGGCCACCAGGCUGCGCCAUACCUCAGGAGCGUCAGGGAUUGGACCCUCGAAGGCUGCGUGGGCCAGAGGUCCCUCACGCCCAGCUGCGCCCAGAAGCCUCAGCAGGCACCGCCGCCUUGCUGUCCACGCCAGCCGAGCUGAAAGAGGCCGGCUGGACGCGCGUCGACGCCAAGUACGAGAGCUGCGUUGCCUUGCACGACAGGGGCUACUGUUGGGACAAGUUUGAGAUCCAAGAAGAGAUUAUCGACCGCCUCCUCUACGUGGCCCGCCUGCGAGCCAUGGAACAUCCUGGAGAGACGGUGGUCUUGGUCUCGCAUGGCGGGCCGACGCAGUAUGCCCUGAGGGCCCUCUCUGGUCAGAAGCCCAAAGGUGAGGGUGGCAUGACGGCGCUGUCCGUCCUCCGCACGUUUCCGAGCGACAUCGAGCAUGGAAUGCCAUGGGAAGUGUUGCUGUCGAACGAUGCGUCGCACGCCCAGGCAUUUGCCUAUGGUGAGGAGACCAAGAUUUGA
Messenger RNA from Symbiodinium natans, 2226 nucleotides. Lineage: Eukaryota; Dinophyceae; Suessiales; Symbiodiniaceae. The record is from the annotation of a GenBank genome assembly.